CAAGAAAAUGAGAAAAACUAUUUUCACAUAAAGUUUUCUAUUGAAACAAGUGUAGCAUAAUAGUCUCUUAAUUUGAUUGGGAUGAAAAUUGGGAGAAUAGAAAAUGAAAGAAAGAAAAUAGGGUAUGUAUAUAUAUACACACACAUUGAGGUGUAAAAUUAUGGGACUUCAAAAGCUUAUGUGACAAAUAUAAGAAAAUGCCAAAAACUUUCUUCAUAGAAGGUUUUCCAUUGAAAUAAACGGAGUUUUGAGAGUUUGUUUGGUUGGGGUGAAAACCAAGAGGAUAGAAAACGUAAGGGAGGAAAAAAAGGAAAAAGAAAGGUGUAAAAUUAUGAGACUUCAAAAGCUUAUGUGGCAAAACAGUGUGAGAUAAACCAAAAAUCAAUGUAUUUGAGAAUGAACAACCACUAGCCAAGCAUGUUUUCUUAUUCGAAGUUUGGAAUAUACUUGUAUAGUCUAAAUUUGAAAUGGAUUUUCUUCCUUGGUAAGGCUUUUCCUUUCUUGGCAAAGCCUUUCCAAGUAUAUUAUUCUCAGAACAUUACUCCUAGUUUUCCCAAUAUAAAUAGGCAUAGCAAAUACCUUUCGACAAUAGGCAUUUCCGUUGUGUUGUUGAAAAUGGCCAUAAAAUACGGUGUUUCUCUUAGCCUCCUAGUGAUUCAAAUUGUACUUUCUCUCUUGUUUUCAAGCCACCACUUUGCAAAAGCCGAUAAUGAGAUUGGCAAGUCCCUAAUAACAACAACUUGCAACCAUACUGAGUUUCCUGAUGUUUGCAUCUCAACUUUGGAGUCGGAUCCUCGUAGCUCUUCUGCAGAUCUUACUAACCUUUCCAGAAUUGCCUUGGAGUUAGCUAUAACCGAAGCUAAUGAGACCAAAGCAGAGGCUUUUAAAUUGGUUAAUAAUGCAAGUAGCUAUGAGAGUUGGGGAAUACGAUUAGCUUGUUAUGAUGGAUUUAAUUCGAGUGUCUAUCAAUUGGAAGAGAGUCUCCAAUACUUUGAUCAGCUGAAGUAUAAUGAGUCAAACAGAAUUGUGGAUCUUUUUAAUGGAGGUUUAAAUUAUUGUAUUAAUCUUGGAGUAGUAGAGUUAAGUACAAGGAUCACAUUCCUUAGGAAAUUCACCACUGAUAUAGUGGCAAUUCUACAUCUCCUUUUCUAA
Quercus robur (English oak) is the source of this 1152-nucleotide messenger RNA. RefSeq lists its product as uncharacterized. Lineage: Eukaryota; Viridiplantae; Streptophyta; Magnoliopsida; Fagales; Fagaceae. The coding region runs from base 418 to 1152 and encodes 244 amino acids. Gene Ontology annotation, biological process: negative regulation of catalytic activity. The transcript has a single exon. Gene Ontology annotation, molecular function: pectinesterase inhibitor activity. The record is from RefSeq and is a predicted model, not a curated record.